UCCUGUUUGUGGCUUAUCACCUCUCGUUUAUUCUGUGUGAGUAGGUAGAAAAUGAGCAUCACGGACGUGCUCAGUGCUGAUGACAUUGCAGCAGCGCUCCAGGAAUGCCAAGACCCAGACACUUUUGAACCCCAAAAAUUCUUCCAGACGUCAGGCCUCUCCAAGAUGUCAGCCAGUCAGGUGAAGGAUGUUUUCCGGUUCAUAGACAACGACCAGAGCGGGUAUCUGGAUGAAGAAGAGCUUAAGUUUUUCCUCCAGAAGUUUGAGAGUGGUGCCAGAGAACUGACCGAGUCAGAAACCAAGUCCUUGAUGGCUGCGGCGGAUAAUGAUGGAGAUGGGAAAAUUGGAGCAGAGGAAUUCCAGGAAAUGGUGCAUUCUUAAAAGCCCCAGUCUCUGGAGAAAAGAGAGAAAGGGAUAAUCACCUGGAAGGAUUCCAAAGCCCUGGGAAUGGGGAACCCCACAUCCCAUCCCUACCUAAUUUGUUAAUUUUCCCUGAAAACCUUCUGCAGUUUGCUGAUUGUUUUAGUGAGGUCACAGAGAGAGUCACUCAUGACUUUCUUGGUGGUGGGUAUAUGCCCUGACAACUUCUGUAAGCCCCCCUUCCCCCAACAGGCAAUGCCUCUAAAAAUCACCCAAUAAAGACAGGCUUCUCA
Molecule: messenger RNA, 653 nt
Organism: Gorilla gorilla gorilla (western lowland gorilla)
Lineage: Eukaryota; Metazoa; Chordata; Mammalia; Primates; Hominidae
Gene: OCM2
Product: oncomodulin 2
Exons: 4
Coding region: 52-381 (109 amino acids)
Cellular component (GO): cytoplasm
Molecular function (GO): calcium ion binding
Source: RefSeq, a predicted model, not a curated record